CCAUACCCCCCCCUUCUGACCAUACCCCCCCUUUCUGAGCGUGCCCCCCCCGCAGGCAGCGUGCCCCCACCCAAGAGCGUGUCGUCGUGGCUGACGUGCCGUGGGCUGGGCAAGGCGCUGGACGAGGUGACGGCCGGCAUCCCGCACGACAUCUACGUCUUCGGCACCCAGGAGAACUCGGUGGGGGAUAAGGAGUGGGUGGAUUUCCUCAGGGCUGUGCUCAAGGAAUACAGCGACACCGAAUACCGCCCGGUGGCCAUGCAGUCGCUGUGGAACAUCAAAGUGGUGGUGUUGGUGAAGCCGGAGCACGAGAACCGCAUCAGCCACGUCAGCACCUCCAGCGUGAAGACCGGCAUCGCCAACACGCUGGGCAACAAAGGCGCCGUGGGCGUCUCCUUCAUGUUCAACGGCACCUCCUUCGGCUUCGUCAACUGCCACCUCACCUCCGGCAACGAGAAGACAGCCAGGAGGAACCAGAACUACGUGGACAUCCUCCGCCUGCUCUCGCUGGGCGACAAACAGCUCAGCUCCUUCGACAUCUCGCUGCGCUUCACCCACCUCUUCUGGUUUGGGGACCUCAACUAUCGCCUGGAUAUGGACAUCCAGGAGAUCCUCAACUACAUCAGCCGCAAAGAGUUCGAGCCUCUGCUCAAAGUGGAUCAGCUCAACCUGGAGAAGGAGAAGCACAAAGUGUUCCUACGCUUCGGAGAGGAGGAGAUCACCUUCCCCCCCACGUACCGCUACGAGCGCGGCUCGCGGGACACCUACGUAUGGCACAAGCAGAAACCCACGGGGGUCCGCACCAACGUCCCGUCCUGGUGCGACCGCAUCCUCUGGAAGUCGUACCCCGAAACCCACGUCAACUGCAACGCCUACGGCUGCACGGACGACAUCACCACCAGCGACCACUCGCCCGUCUUCGGCUCCUUCGAGGUCGGCGUCACAUCGCAGUUCGUCUCCAAGAAAGGGCUUUCCAAGUCCUCGGACCAGGCGUACAUCGAGUUUGAGAGCAUCGAGGCCAUCGUGAAGACGGCGAGCCGCACCAAGUUCUUCAUCGAGUUCUACUCCACCUGCCUGGAGGAGUUCAAGAAGAGCUGUGAGAACGACACGCAGAGCAGCGACAACAUCAACUUCCUCAAGGUGCAGUGGUCGGCGCGGCAGCUGCCCACGCUGAAGCCCAUCCUCUCGGAGAUCGAAUACCUGCAGGACCAACACCUGCUGCUCACCGUUAAGUCCUUGGAUGGCUACGAGUCCUACGGGGAAUGUGUCAUCGCCCUCAAGUCCAUGAUAGGCAGCACGGCGCAGCAGUUCCUCACUUACCUCUCACACCGGGGCGAGGAGACGGGCAACAUCCGCGGCUCCAUGAAGGUGCGCGUGCCUGCAGAGCGCCUGGGCACCCGCGAGAGGCUCUAUGAGUGGAUCAGCGUGGAUAAGGACGAGGCGGCGGGCGGCAAAGGGAGGGCCCCGCUGAGCGCCAGAGCCCCCCAGGAGGGUGCCAAGUCCAUGCUUAGGAAGCCCCCCGGGCCCGAUCCGCCCCCCCCCCACCCCCCCCAAAGCCCCCGAGGACCCCGAGAAGGGCAGCGCUGCAGCGACCCCCCGCCCACCCCCCCCCCAUCGGGGCACCACCCGGGAUGCUCCAAAGCAGAACCGAUGGCGGAAUCGCCGGGGGGGCCGUUGAAGAACAGCUUUAAUAACCCCGCCUAUUACGUUUUGGAAGGGGUCCCACACCAACUGUUGACCCCCGACCCCCCCCCCCAUCCGACCCCCCCCCAUCACCCCGGCAAACCCCCCCAUCCCCAAAAGCAAAGCCGCACCCCCCGAACGCCGUCGGCAUCCGUCUGCCGGCCCCCCCCCACCACCACCACCCCCCCCAUGCCAACCCCCCCACCACCCAAACCUCAUCCGAGACCGACAGCUCCUCCGAGCGCUGCGUUCGGGAUGGAGGUGCCCGGGGGGGGGGUCCCCAUAAGCGGGGUGGGGGGGGGGAGGGACGACCGGUCGUGUUCUGUGCUGCAGAUGGCCAAAACGCUGAGCGAGGUGGAAUAUGGGGGGGGGGGGGGGCGGGGGGGGGCGGGGGGGAGGGGGAGGUUGGAGCGCCCCCCCCGCUGCCUGCAGCCCGACUACAGCCGUCCCAUUGCCUUCACGUCCCAUUGCAUCCGAGAGAGCAUCCAGGAGGAUCUGGGGGAGGAGGCGCUGUGCCAGGGGGGCCGCGGCGCGGGCGUCAGCGAGUCCAACGUGGGGGAAUGGCUGCGGGGUUUGGGGUUGGAGAGGUACGAGGAGGGGCUGCUGCACAACGGAUGGGACGACCUGGAGUUCCUCAGUGACAUCACGGAGGAGGACCUGGAGGAAGCGGGGAUCGUGGACCCCAAACACAAACGGCUGCUCCUCGACAGCCUCCAGCUGAGGAAGUGACCCCCCCCGGACCCCCCCCCAGAACCCCAAUUCCAUCCACGUGACCCCCCCCCCCCCCCCCCAGC
This is a messenger RNA of Gallus gallus (chicken), 2477 nucleotides long. It is a transcript of the gene INPPL1A, whose product is annotated as inositol polyphosphate phosphatase like 1. Lineage: Eukaryota; Metazoa; Chordata; Aves; Galliformes; Phasianidae. The annotation marks the transcript as partial. The transcript has 18 exons. The record is from RefSeq and is a predicted model, not a curated record. Gene Ontology annotation, molecular function: phosphatase activity; protein binding. Gene Ontology annotation, biological process: phosphatidylinositol dephosphorylation.